AAAAAGCUACCAAUAUUGAAAUAACAAGGAUCUUUCGUACCACAAUGAGUUUGGUCUACAAAAACGGAGAAUAUAACUAAAUGUAGCUGAACAUGCAACCAUCUGUCUGUAAUGGUAGUGAAAAGACUACUUCAUGGGGUGAAAAUAAUGGUUUUCAAUCAGUAGUAAACAUGGAAUCGAAUCAAAUAACAAAUUUAAAGUUUGAAGAUUUGAAGUAUUUUGUAAUUCAAGGAAGAGCCGGAAAAAAGUUUAUUCUCAAAGGAAUAUCUGGAGAAUUUAAAUCUGGGGAACUGAGCGCAAUUAUGGGACCUAGUGGGGCUGGCAAAAGUUCUCUCAUGAAUAUUCUAGCGGGAUACUGCACGCAAAAUGUUAUUGGUGAUGUUUCCAUUGGCUCUUCAUUAAGGAACUUGCAGCAAUUUCGGAAAAUAUCGUGCUACAUAAUGCAAGAUGAUUUGUUGCUACCUCACCUGUCUGUUGAUGAAGCAAUGAUGUGUAGUGCCAACCUGAAAUUGAGCGAAAAAACGAACUAUGCGUCUAAAAGAAAAAUUGUUGAUAAUAUUAUAAACCUUCUUGGUCUAAGAGAAGCCUUACAUACUCGAACUUCGCAACUGUCUGGUGGUCAAAAGAAACGACUGGCUAUUGCUCAAGAGUUAGUAAACAACCCCCCAAUAAUGUUUUUUGAUGAGCCCACAAGUGGUUUGGAUAGUGCUUCAUGUUUUCAUUGCAUCUCAUUGUUACGUCGUUUGGCACGUGGUGGUCGAACAAUAAUUUGUACAAUACAUCAACCAAGUGCAAAAAUAUUUGAACUAUUUGACCAUUUAUACUUCUUAACUGAUGGUCAUUGUAUUUAUAGAGGACCUGUUUCAUGUUUAGUCCCUUACCUCGCAUCACAAGAUUUAAUCUGCCCAUCUUAUCAUAAUCCUGCUGAUUAUUUUAUGGAAGUGGCUUGUGGUGAAUAUGGUGAUCAUUAUAUGCGAUUAGCGAUGGCUGCGCGUCGUCAAACACUAGAUGAAAUUGUAGAUUAUUUAAAAAAGAAAAAAGUAUUUCUUAACUCAACAAUUAUUCAAACAAAUGAUUGUCCAAUAGAUAAUAUUCAAAUAGUUUCUGACACUAUACCUUCCAGAGAUCAUGGUUCAUCGUCAUCACCAUCGCCGUCAUUUUGUUCACCUAUUAUUAAACAUGAUGAUAAAAAGAAAAAAGCUAAACAAAUUGUAAAAAGUCAAGAAUCACCAUCACAUAUUGAAAUGUCUGUACUUCUACCUCAUCCUAAUGGUCCUAUACAUACCAUAGAUCAAGGUCUAGUCAAUUCAGAUUGUAUAAAAUACGAUGAUCCUAGUCGAGAGUUUGCUGCAAAUCAGUUAACCCAAUUUCGGGUUCUACUGGUGAGAAAUAUACUUUCCAUUAUGCGUGAUUCAACAUUGACACAUCUGCGUUUGGUUUCACAUAUUGUUGUUGGAAUAUUAAUCGGUGUUUUAUAUUUUCGCGUCGGUAAUUUGGGUUAUGAAGUGAUAAGUAAUGCAGCAUUCGUCUUCUUUACUUUGCUAUUCCUUAUGUUUGCUUCAUUAAUGCCAACUGUGAUGACAUGUAAGUAUAAGUGAUUAUUUCUGAUCUCUGGCAAUGUUCUGUUAUGAUAAACUAAAACCAAAUAUUUAUUGGUACACAGGUUUGUGGAUAUUAUUGAAUGCUAUUGAUUUUACGACAUCAUCUAAGUUAGCCAACCACUAGAAACCAGGAAAUACUGUACAGUUGUUUCGUCCUAUUAUGGGAUACCUCAAGAGUGUGCAUCCACGAUACAACCAGGGAUCAAAAUCAGAAUAUUUGAUCUUGUGUGUGGGCGCUUAACCUCUUAGUCAUAAUUAUUUGUGAAUUCUUGUUCCAUUGUUAUUAAAGCAAAUGAACUUCAUAGUAACUGCUAAUAAACUUUACCUUGUAUUCAUAUUGCAAUAUUUUCCCUAUUUCUGGUAAUAGCUGAUGGUAAGGGCCAUUAUUUGACUUUGAACUCUACUGUUUUUUACAAAAUGUUUGAUAUUAACUCUGUUAAUCUUAUCAGAAACACAUGCAAAACAGAACUAUUCUCAAGUAGAUAUUAUACAAAGCUACUAAAGAUUUUGUUUUAGUAGAAAUUUUCCUAUUAUAACUCACUUGCUGUUAGAGUCUUCAAGCAAAUCAUCAAUCAUGUGAAAUUAUGUAUACUCGGCGAUAACUUAUUUUUUCAGAACAGGAGAUGAAAAGUUAUUGCCUAAAUAUUCUCAUAAUAACUUUACUUGCAUAAAACUAGGAAAGCCAGGAUAAAGGAAUAUUAACCUUUCCAUUAAAAUUCAAAUAAUAUGCUUCAUUGUCUUAGUCGUAUAUAAGAUGUUUUUACUCAUCAUACCAGCAAAAAAUUGUCAGGAACACAUACUUUACCAGACAUAAGUAAAUUUGGUUGAAGUUAGACAUUAACACCAUCGGAUGUCGGCUCAGUGGUCUAUCGCUUAAGUGCUCUGGUGCGAGACUGGUAGUUCCUGGGUUCGAAUCUCGCGAGGCGAAAUCGUGGAUGCGCACUGUUGAAAAGUCCUACAAUAGGACGAAACGGCCGUCCAGUGCUUCCAGGUUUUCCAUGGCGGUAUAGCUUCAAUCAACUCAUGAUCUCAACCAUGAAAAUAAGUAAAUUUAUUUGCUGAACUUAUAACAUACUACAUGCUUUUAAAUUCAGGUACCUCACAAGUAAUCAUACUUAUAUUAAACUUCACAGUGUUUUGUUGAACUAGAAAAGAUUAUUCAAAUAUUCCAUCAGAAUCGAAUGCUUUUAGGAAUCAUUUGUUUGAUAAAGUUAAACAACCUGUAGAAUCCAGCUUAUCUGUUUAAGGAGAAUAAAGUUUGGAUAAGACGAUAAAGGAUUAUUAGGACAUCAAAAAUAUUUAACAAAAUUUAUCAGAAAGUAAUUUGAAGCUAAACAAACACGAAAAACAUAAUUUAAACUAAUGAAUACAAAUAUAUUUGAUAAAAUCUAAAUUAGGCUACAGGAAAUUAUUUAUUUUUCAAUUAGUUAGUAACAGUCACAAAAUUCACCUUAUUACUAACUAAUCACUAGAUACGGAAUGUACAAAAAAUCAAUAACCUUUAUUGCUAUUUAGGUUAUCAGGUUAGUUAACUCAUUUAUCCACUAAAAGCUUAUUUCACCAAUCAAAAACAACAACAGAAUAGUCAAAUAAAAAAAUAUGAAAUUUUUGCAUAGAAUUAAAGACUAAUUGUUUGCUUUCAGUUGAUUUGCAUUUAUGUAACAUGAUGUAGUAAAUACCUAAUCGGAAUCACUUAUCUAUAAGCCGUAUAUAUAUCCUAUUACAUUAAAGCGCUCACAGUUGUUUUGAAUGUAACGUGUGUUGGCGAACCAGUGAAAAUUAUAGGUCGAUCGAUGGAUGUUUAUUUUGUCCACAUGAUAGAAUUAAAGUUUUUAAAUUAUUACAAUGAGUACUAUACUAUAAAAUCACUGAGCUGGAAUCUGGUGGUUGUCAUUUUUAAUAGUUUUUCAAUUGUCAGUUUGAAAUAAGCAUCCAUUUUCCGACUAUACAGUAGCAUAUUAUUCCAGGUUAACUCGAUGCCUAAAUAAAUUCGAUACAGAAAAAAAGUCCUACGAAAAAUUCUAUUAGGUAAUGCAGUUGCAUAAUUAUGGACUAUUUUCCAGGUAGGAAGUUUCUAAAACUCAUUUUUCUUAGUGCUUUAUAAUGAAUUAGAUAUCGAUCGCUUAAGAAGAGCCUAUCACAUUUUUAGGAAAUCGUCAUUGAUAAACAGUUUAAUAUCAAUUCACCAUUUUAAUUUGGUGAACAUGAUACAAUAAAAAACAUUUUAUCUUGGGAUCAGACAUAUAAGCAGUUAUAAGUUCAAAGAUAAAGUUAACAAAAUUUAAAUCGUAAAAAUAAAUAAUCAUUUGUAUUACACAACAGAGAGAAAUUAAGGAAAAUUAGCUACCUUGUAACUUGACUGAAUAUUUGUUACUUUAUAUCCCAUAAUGUAAUGAGUUAAGGUUUUAUAUGUGAAUGACAGUUAUGAUUCGCUGAAACGAUCAACCGAAGAAUGUUAGACUGCCACUAUUCAUCGGGAAGCAUUGAACAGCCAUUCGGUCCCUGGCUCUGGUGCAGUAAGUAUCCAUGAUUUUUCAGGUGGAAAUCAAACCCAAGACUUUUUGUUUUGCGUGCGAUCGCUUAAGAUCUAAACCAUUUAACCGGCAUCUAACUGUAAUGAUGUCUACCCCCAAUCAAUCCACUACAUUGAGCCACCCAGCGCUUCCAAUUGUUCAGUGGUGAUCCAACAUUGAUCAGUUCACGAUUUUAGUAAAGCUCAGAAAUCUUCAAAAACCUAUACAGAUAGUUUUGGUUCAAUCGGUUAUAGGUUCUACCUCCUUAAUCCAGUCCUAGUUGAACUUUGUGACUACAGUAGUUUAACACUUAUCUUAUUCAUAGAAGUCACGUUACCGCACCACUGCCAGUCGGUUAUAAAUAACAUAGAAUCUGUCGCAUAUAUCCAUAGAUUGAAGUUAUCAUAUCACUUGGAGAUAGAAUUAUCAAGAUAAAUCCUAGAAAAGUCUCAUUGUCAGUAGUAGUAGAAAAAAGUAGUAGAUUAUUUUGUGGUGUUGGUUUCGUGGUGGAAAAUAACCUCAUAAACAAUGUCUUUUCAUCGAAAAUUCAGGCUUAAAUAAUGCGAGAUACUUAUCUCAGAACAGCAAGUGUUGAUAAUAGUCUAGAUCUUCAAAUAAUUCGUAUUUUGAUAAUUCAACGCUGAAAUUAAAUUGUGCAGAAAGUGUUACAAAAUAUUCAAAGCAAUUAUUCUUGAUGUUCCGAUCAUCAAGUAAGCACUGAUUUUACAUUCACUUUGAAACUCUAAUAAUUUUUCCCAUUGCUAAAAAUAAUUAAAAUAUUGAUUGGUUGAAGUUAAACAUUAAC
Schistosoma rodhaini is the source of this 4919-nucleotide messenger RNA. NCBI's taxonomy places the organism in Eukaryota, Metazoa, Platyhelminthes, Trematoda, Strigeidida, Schistosomatidae. The record is from the annotation of a GenBank genome assembly.